AGGGGAGUGGGGAGUGAGCGGCGGGGAAGGGGCAGAGUUUGUAGACGGUGCCUUAGCCUUGUGCACAUCUGGGCAGCUCGGAGGUCUUCACUGGGGAGAGACUGCGGGUACCGAGCUCUCAAUCAUCAGCCUCAGUCUCAUCAGCCUCAGCACCGGGAGGACACCGAUUCUAAAGAGCUUGCUCUCUGCUGGAAGAGAAAUCUGAUGAACGUGGAUCUUCAAAAUACUUCCUCAGCUGCCCAGUUUCUCAUCAGCUCCAUUAGAAAUUAAAGUUUGGCUCCAAGGGCCUAUACAUAUGUUCUUCACCCAAGGAUCUGUCUCAUCAAGGAUCCCUAACACACCAUGACCCUCAGCAUCUACCCAUUGUGUUUGGGGCUGACUAAUAGACAGCACGUUGUGAGCUGAGGAAUGGCCUCUUUGGACCUGCCUUAUCGGUGCCCAAGGUGUGGUGAGCACAAACGUUUCCGGAGCUUGUCCUCCUUGAGGGCUCACUUGGAAUACAACCACACCUAUGAGACCCUCUAUGUCUUGUCUAAGACCAACAGCAUUUGUGAUGCCACUAUCUUCCCCAUAACCAGUGAGGCUGCUCUGUUGACCCCAGCACACCGUAGGGACGUCUUUGAGAGUACAUCUUUCCAGGGAAAAGAGCAGAUAUUUACUCGAGACUUAGUCCAAGUGGAGGACUUGAGUCCAUCCUCUUCUCGAUACACACAAGAGGUGGAGAUCCCCCUAGCAGACAUAUUCACUAAGACAGCCAUGGCCUCACAUUCCCCACCACCAGCAGCAGUGGCAGCAGCAGCAGCGGCAUCAGCUGCAGUGGAUGCUGCCUAUGAGGAAGGGCUUGCUAGGUUAAAGGUUCGAGCCUUUGAGAAGCUGGAAGUAGACAAGCGACUGGAAAAACUAACGGAGGAAGUGGAGCAAAAAAUAGCCACCCAGGUUGGUCGGUUGCAAGUCGAGUUAGAGAGGAAGAGCUCGGAGCUGGAUAAAGCAAAGCAGGAGAGUGUGCGUCUGAGCCGAGAGAAGCAAGAGCUGGAGGACAGGGCCUCGGAGCUCACACGACAGGUGGACGUCAGUGUGGAGAUGUUGGCUUCUCUCAAGCAGGACCUGGUGCAGAAAGAACAGGAGCUCACCAAGAAACAGCAGGAGGUGUCAGAGAUCGACCUUUUCCUGAAGGAGACGGCGAGUCGGGAAGCGAACGCCAAGGUGCGGCUGCAGCAGUUCAUCGAGGAGCUCCUGGACCGAGCCGACAGGGCGGAGAAACAGCUCCAGAUCAUCAGCAGUUGUGGCUCCACCCCCAAUGGCAGUUUGGGCAGAUGCAGUGUGACCGGGUACAAGGAGACCCCCAGACAGAGGGACCGACAUGUUGGAGCAGCUUCCCAUGGCUCUUACUCAGUCGCUAACAAUCAGCGCUCCUCUUCCAUUGGGGCCUCCAACAGAGUAAAAACUGUAUCCCAGAGCUCCGGGUGUUAUGAAAGUGAUGGUGCGGAGCAGGCAGGGGGCGAGGACAGUUUGGAGGGUCCCCGAUACACGGUGAAUAACCAGGGAGCAGACAGCAGCUUUGAGAGGAGCAAUAGUCGGAGCUCAGGACUGCGCAGACAGGCAUUACAGAACUGGCACCGGCGCCCCUACAGGAACAGCACAGAAGGGGAAGAUGGGGACAUCUCUGACGUGGGAUCCAGGACUACUGAGUCGGAGGCAGAAGUUUGGGAGCAGGAGAGCGUUGGGUCUGCAGAGCUCAACUCCAGCCGGGCAUCAGGAGGCUGCAAGCCCAAAGGGAGGAUCCAGAGGCCGGAGAAGGGAAGUCCUUCUCGUUCCAACGAGGUGAUCAGCCCCGAGAUCCUAAAGAUGAGGGCGGCUCUGUUCUGCAUCUUCACCUACCUCGAUACCAAGACAUUGCUGCGGGCGGCUGAAGUCAGCAGAGACUGGAAAUUUGUGGCUCGACAUCCGGCCGUAUGGACUCGAGUGUUCCUGGAGAAUGCCAGGGUGUCCCCAAAGUUCCUGGUAACCCUCUCCCAGUGGUGCACUCAGACCCACUCGCUGACCCUACAGAACCUCAAACCUCGGCAGCGAGGGAGGAAGGAGACCAAGGAGGAGUACAUGAAAAGCACACGAGGCUGCCUAGAGGUCGGGCUGGAGACUCUGCUUAAAGCGACAGGAGGGAACCUGCUUAUUCUGCGUAUAUCACUAUGUCCCAAUGUACUGACUGACCGUUCCCUUUGGCUGGCCAGCUGUUACUGCCGGGCACUGCAAGCUGUCACAUACAGGAGUUCAACAGACCCAGUUGGUCAUGAAGUGAUUUGGGCGUUAGGGGCUGGCUGCAGAGACAUCAUCUCCCUCCAGGUGGCGCCAUUGCAUCCUUGCCAGCAGCCCACUAGGUUUAGUAAUCGAUGCCUGCAGAUGAUUGGACGAUGUUGGCCCCACCUGAGAGCGCUGGGAGUAGGCGGAGCUGGUUGUGGGGUACAGGGACUCUCUUCUUUAGCCCGUAACUGCAUGCGCCUGCAAGUUCUAGAACUGGAUCAUGUGACCGAAAUCAACCAAGAAGUGGCAGCAGAGGUUUGCCGGGAGGGUCUGAAAGGCCUGGAGAUGCUGGUGUUAACUUCCACGCCAGUCACGCCCAAAGCCCUUCUGCAUUUCAACAGCGUCUGUCGGAACCUAAAAUCCAUUGUGGUACAAGUGGGCAUUGCAGAUUACUUCAAGGACCCCAGCAGCCCUGAGGCCAGGAAACUUUUUGAGGAAAUGGUGAACAAGUUGCAGGCUCUCAAGAAGAGACCUGGUUUCUCCAAGAUUCUACACAUUAAAGUAGAAGAAGGCUGCUAACCCUGUUUUCUACCAGACUGUAUUCUUUUGUGAUUCUGAGAUCCUCUGAACUGCCCAGAGUUCCAUUUUGCAGUCUCCACAUGGGAAGUGCCAUUAAUAACCAUUGCCAAAUAUACAGAAACAAACAUAUCUUCAACGCCUUCACUGUAAAGCUGUGCCGGGCCCAGAGGAGAAUAAGGCUCUCACAGGCCUAUCCUGCGACACUGGCUGGUAACACCAAACUUCAGGGUUCUUAAUCUCCAUUCUUUUUUUGGUCAUGUAUCAUAGUAGAGAAGGAACAGUUUCAGUGUGCGGCUCCCUGGGGCCGGAUGUAGCGUUACAAGCAAGUCCAUAGUGCACUGCGAAGUAUGUGUGGACCUUAUUAUUAUUUGUGUUUCUGUCAAGUGAGAUAUACAUAUAAAUCUGUAUAUUAAUAUAUGAAUAUAUCAAUAUUUUAACUAUAAAUAUAAAUAUACUAUUAUUUAAAAAAAAAAGCUGUGGAACCAGCAAGUGUUCCAAUUUAAAUUAUGUUCAUAGUAAUAUAAACAGGAACUUACUUACUAUAAGCAUGAGGAGCAGAGUCAUCUAAUAAUGGGACAGAUACCUCCCAACUUCUUUAUUCACUGUGUGAAACUCCACCAUGUUGACCAUAGAAGAACAUUGUCUUCUGCAGGCAAUAAAGUCAAUCGACAAUGAAUGAACAUCAACAUUGCUCAUUAAAGAGGUGGAAAAUCGUAGCAAAGCCUCAGAAGAACGGAGGCAGUUGUUAGUGCAGAGCCAUGAUGUGUCCUACUAAUGUCUGGACUUAAACUUAAUAAGCCAUUCUAUAGGUUGUUUGGACAGUCGCCAUACCUUUACCCGCACAUGUAUGGCUAUAGACUGUUGCGGGGCUGCAGAGGUUAGUAUUUUCAUUCUGAAUAGCACUUGGGUUUCAUUUGUUUCUUAAACUUGUUGAAGGUUCAUUUCACUGGAAAGAUGUAAAUGUACUUUCAAGAAUCUCUAUGGAUAGAAGGAUACGGGAGCAGACGAGGCAAGAAAGUCGUUAUGUAAAAAAGCAAUUUAUGGUGAAAAGUAGAAUAAUGAACAAAGUUUUGCUAAGCAAGAAUGGGAGCUGGUACCCAAGUCCAAAGCCAUACCUUUGCAUUCAGAUAGGGAUCAGACUAACUAGCUUACACUUCCCUGUAGAUCCUGGCAGCAGGGCAGCUUCAAAUCUUAAAGCACCCUCAAAUACCUGGAGUACUAACAACUACCCUGCAUGGAUACCUCUGUGUAUUCACUGUUAAGUAUAUAAGCCCUGUUUUAUUUAAGAUAUGGAUAAUAUUGUGUCUUUUAAUGACCUUGUUACUCGUGAAAAGAGCAUUUAUAGAUGAACCAAUAACCCUCUAGCAAUUAAUCAGCAUUCAGUAUGUGUAGGUUGAUAAAAACUCAACCCGACCCUAACUUGUAAAACCUUAACCCGAUCCUAACCUGCAAAAUCUCAAUUUGUGCGCUACUUCUGUGAGCGCCUCUAGUUCCAAGAGAGGGAAUCUUUGGGAGCAGUGGAGGAGUGUACUCCCCCAGUCUGACCCGCAUCCAACCCUAACCCACAAUGGUUGGCCAAAUGUCAACCCAAACCUGCCCAACCGAUGGUCAACCCAUGGGUCACCACGGGUUUCGGGUCAACCUGCAUAUCUCUAUCGCUCAGUGCAUCCUGUCCAAUGUCGACCACAAGCAGCCACAUCCUGCAAUCUGUACAAUCUGUAUCCAACUUGGCUUUACACACAAGGAGGGUCUGAUUUGCCCAUUUAGAAAUGGCUACAGCUAGGUAUAGCCUUGGUAACCCGUUCAGCCAAUAACAUCUGGUGUUGCUUGAUGUCCAAGCAGAUCUGCCAGAAUAUUAUGAGGAGCCACAGAGAGAAACUGGGUUGCUUCCUUCCAAAAUGACCAAACCACCCAACAACAUAGGCCUGUAUGUGUUAUAGAGAGAGGUUUUAAGAGAUCUGUAUGAAGUAGCUGCACAUUUCUAGCCUUGUUUGCGGUCUGUGAGUCAAAAGUGUGGUGGCCUAGUUUUAAUUAUCAUGAAGAAAGGCGAAGUGAAGAAGGAUCACUGCCUGAUAGCAGUCUGCCUUAAUAUCACAUCUGGGCCUUACUAUUCCUUUAUUGGCCUCUGCCAGAGCAACAUGGAUGCUAUCGAAAAUUCCUAUUAUUCAUUAUGUCCAUUUAGGAUUGUUUCCCUUUUCCAAACAGUGGUGAUAUUAAAUAAGGACAGAAAAGGACAUUUUUCCUAGGACCCCAUCAUCAAAAGAGCCUGGCUAGAUACACUUACAUACAUCGAGUGUUUCUUGUGCUGCAGGCUUCUCAUACCUUAUUUUUGUGUUACACCAACAAGGCCUGGUCCCACUCUGGACCUGUUUCCAGGCGGUGUUUUUUGUGUGGCCAUAUGUGGAUUUCUGUGCCUCCAGUAUUAGUUCCUUAGUUUGGGGCAGACGGUGCCCGUGUGAAAGACGACCACCCAGUGAAACCCAAGGCCACCUCUGAGUUUAGGUCAGCAGCGCCCGCAACGUUCAUGUUCGUCUUAUUUAGUAGGGUCUUUAUAGUUCUUUCCCCUCAGAAAAAUCCUGUGCAGUAACCGUGUAAGUAAAUUCUGGAGAUCAAUGUCAAAGUGAAUUGUGACCCUCUCGUCCAGUUACUGAGCCUCUCCUCGGGCGCCAUGUUAGCUCUCCCGCUUGCUGUAAGUCGCAUGCCUGUCCAUCAAUCAGAAUUUAGUGCAAUCAAUCCUAUCUUGUGCCUUUUUGGCCAGAGUGCUUUAUAUGGCUUCUUUUAUUGGGUUUUGUUACACGACUAUUGACAUAUUCAGUCAUUUCUGUAGAACUACCUGUGUAAGAAACGAUUUGCGUGACUUGAGGCGGUUAUUCACAUUUACUAAUGUGUUUAUAUGGUUAAAGGGAUGAUAAUUAUAGGCCUGGUUGGUUUCAGUAGUCACUGGCCAAUGAUGUUUAAAUACAGACUGUUGCUGAAUUUUGCACUUUGGCAGUUUGAAUAGAUUUUAGCUUUAGGUGCAAACCAGUCCCUUACUGUACUAUAGAUUUAGGCAAUAGAAGCUAAUGUGGUGGGAAUAUCCUUCAAGAGAUAUUCCUGGUCAUGUACGAGGGACACAAGGGACAUCCUAUGUUAUUACUGGCUCAUUUAUAUGUUAUUUAUGUCCACGCCACUGAACAGAGCAGAAGUGAUUUAGGAAGUCAGAACGCUAUGCACUGCCAUAGAGAGAUGUAGGUUUAACUGACUUGGGUCUAGAAAAUCGUAGCUCCCAAAAUAAAGGAAGAAAAAGAAGAAAAGGCACAGGUUGCAGAUUUAUUAAGGGUCGAGUUAUCUAUCCCACGAAAAA
Molecule: messenger RNA, 6160 nt
Organism: Xenopus laevis (African clawed frog)
Lineage: Eukaryota; Metazoa; Chordata; Amphibia; Anura; Pipidae
Gene: fbxo41.L
Product: F-box protein 41 L homeolog
Exons: 13
Coding region: 409-2817 (802 amino acids)
Cellular component (GO): cytoplasm
Source: RefSeq, a predicted model, not a curated record